GGCGUCUGAAAAUAAACAACCGGCACCCGUCCAUUUAGUUCGCGUGUUCUUUUUCGACAUGACGAAAAGUAGCAUUUUCCAAAAGUACUGUGAGAAAGCAAUUGGCACUUUAACGGAGGAAGAUGUCGAGAAAUUCAAAUCAACAACACGUGACGAGGAACGCAUUAGAAUGCUGUACGGUGUUGCCCAAGCGGUCCCAAUCACGCCGAUUAACAACGGCAAGGACCUCAAACAAGCCCAGGAGGCGAAAAUCAGCGGAAACAAACUGUUCGCCGCCAAAAAAUACGAAGAAGCUUUGCAUGCGUACAAUGAGGGGAUAGUUGUUUGUCCGCAGGACACAGACGACGGUAGGGAAUUGCUGACAAUUUUGAUUUCCAAUCGCAGCGCAGUUUUUUUCGAACAGGAACACUUCCGGAAGGUUUUCGACGAUAUUGAUUACGUUAUCGCCGUCGGUAAUUACCCCCCGAAACUGCACUAUAAAAUUUGGUUGAGGAAAGCCAAAUGUUACGACGCGUUGCAGAAUGAGAAAUACGCGGAGGAGACUUAUAAUUUAGCCAUCUCGAGCUUGAAACAUGCCGAGCUUGACGAAAAAAGCCGCGAGAAAAAAAUCGCAGAAAUACAAGAGUCACGCAAGAAGAAGAGGAAAGCGUGUCCAGACAAAAACCAAAUUAUCCCAAUUUCCAACGCGGAUCUUUUCGCGAACGGGAACAGGGAGUAUGUGGCCGCACAUAAGAACGUUUAUUUCGAUUUUGACCCAAUCUUGGGGCGGUUUGCACGCGCCUUGGAGGAUUUUGACACGGGUGUUAUAAUUGUCGAGGAAACUCCGCACUGUGCUGUCAUUUCCCAGGAAAAUGCCUUAAUGAAUUGCCAGUUUUGUUGUAUUUCCACGCAACAGCCCGUUGCGUGUCGUAAUUGCGGUCACGCGGUUUUUUGCAGUCUCAAUUGCGAAAGACAAGCGAAUUUAACUUUUCACAAAUACGAGUGUAAAGCUCAACCGGUGUUGUUUCACGCCGGAGCCUCGAUCAAUUGCGCGAUGGCUCUGCGGAUGAUCUCGCAGAAGCCGCACGGGUUUUUCCAACAAAAGAAAAAGCUGCUGAAGGAUUUUUUGAAAGACAAUUGCAAGAAAGUGCCAAUCAAGAGUCAGAUCUAUCGAUCGGAUGAUUAUAAUGCCGCGUUUUUCCUCUGUCGGAAUGAACACUUGAGGAAAAAAGGGGAAUUGGUGCAUUAUUCCGUAAUGGCGAUUUAUUUGUUGCGGCUUUUGAAAUUCUCGGGCUAUUUUGGGGGGAAUAUCAAGGAUGAUGUUGUCACAGAAGAAGAGGUUUUUAUUGCGAGUUUAAUUCUACGACACUUGCAAAUUCUUCAAUUUAACUCGCACGAAAUAUCCGAGCUUAGAAAUUUGAACGAAGAAAUGGUAACUAACGGAAUACAGUGUCACUACAAGAGCGAAUACAUAGGAGCUGGGUUGUACCCAACUUUGGCACUUUUUAACCACUCCUGUGACCCAAGUAUAGUUAGGUAUAACAUAGGGAAUCGAAUGAUUGUACGCACAAUAAAGCCAAUCAAAGCCGGAGAGAUAAUUUACGAAAACUAUGGCCCUUUGUACACUUCCAUGGACGCAGACGAAAGGAGAGUAACCCUCCAAAAUCGCUAUUGGUUUGAAUGUUACUGCACUCCUUGCCAACAAGAAUGGCCGCUCUUCGAAUAUAUGGACCCUAAUCAGAUCAAAAUCGGGUGCCAAAAAGAAAAUUGCCCAUUCGAAUUCACUUUAUACAAAGACGACUUAUGUCCUUACUUCCAGUGUGACUAUUGCGACGGUGUCACUAAAAUUUUCCCUUCCUUGAAAGGUCUUUCACAACUGGCAAUAAUGUUACCAAAAGCUGAAGAUUUAUACAGUGCUGGUGAAACACGUGAAGCUAUGAAGCUUUUUAUGCAAUCCUUGGACAUACUGUAUAAAUAUUCAAGACCUCCGUGUCCCGACAUGAUAAAGGUUCAGCAACGUUUGAAGACACUUUUCGUCCAUUUGGGGAACAAACAAUAUAAUUAUGUACAAAAAUUGUAAUUAAGCGAAUAAAGUUAUCAGUUUCUCAA
Messenger RNA from Tribolium castaneum (red flour beetle), 2088 nucleotides. RefSeq names its product SET and MYND domain containing, class 4, member 3 (gene Smyd4-3). The transcript has 3 exons. Gene Ontology annotation, biological process: compound eye photoreceptor development. Gene Ontology annotation, cellular component: cytoplasm; nucleus. Gene Ontology annotation, molecular function: histone deacetylase binding. The record is from RefSeq and is a predicted model, not a curated record. Lineage: Eukaryota; Metazoa; Arthropoda; Insecta; Coleoptera; Tenebrionidae. The coding region runs from base 59 to 2059 and encodes 666 amino acids.